GAAAUCCAUAUUCUAGUCGUCUGGGAAACUCAGUUUGUAAAGUGUUGCUAGCUGCCACUGUGUGCGCACACUCUACGCUCCGCCAUUUUGGUUCAGGGGGUUUUCUGUUUUUGUUGUUAAAAAAAAAAAAAAAAAAAAGAAGAGAGAGAGAGAGGAGCCGAAGUGAAGCUGCAGCUGGAGGCCUGAAUCAGGAAACAGCGACAGACCGACGAGCAAGAACCAGAUCAAAGUCGAUCUUGUAGAUGAGAAUUUCACGGAAUUGAGAGGGGAAAUAGCAGGACCCCCUGACACACCCUAUGAAGGAGGAAGAUAUCAACUAGAAAUAAAAAUUCCAGAAACAUAUCCCUUUAAUCCUCCAAAGAAGGGGCUUCUUAGCAGGCCUCCGUGACACCAGACCAUUCUCCAAGAGAUGCCUUCUCACGGUGCGCACAGAUGCCUUCACUCCAGCUUCUUUCCAUUGCCACAGUUCGGUUUAUUACAAAAAUAUGGCAUCCAAACAUCAGCUCAGUUACCGGUGCAAUUUGCUUGGAUAUUCUAAAAGAUCAGUGGGCGGCGGCAAUGACCCUUAGAACAGUGUUAUUAUCGUUACAAGCGUUGUUGGCAGCAGCAGAACCAGAUGACCCACAGGAUGCGGUGGUGGCAAAUCAGUACAAGCAAAAUCCAGAAAUGUUUAAACAGACAGCUCGACUCUGGGCGCAUGUGUACGCUGGGGCACCCGUUUCCAGUCCUGAAUAUACCCGAAAAAUAGAUAAAUUGUGUGCAAUGGGCUUUGAUAAAAAUGCAGUAAUAGUGGCCUUGUCUUCAAAAUCGUGGGAUGUAGAAACUGCAACAGAACUACUUCUGAGUAACUGAGUUGUGAAGGCUGCUUCCAUAGGCCAGCUUGACCCUUCCUUGAACAGCACCAUCUUCCCUUUUUCUUUUAGGAUUACACCUAGGUUCCAUUUUAAAAUUGCUCUGUUACCUGGUAAUGCUAUCUAGACGCAACUGGAGACUGGAGAAAUGCUCUGUAAAUAAAGCUAUUAAAAGUCUGUGUAAAUUAAA
Messenger RNA from Acipenser ruthenus (sterlet), 1041 nucleotides. RefSeq names its product ubiquitin-conjugating enzyme E2 K. Gene Ontology annotation, cellular component: nucleus. The record is from RefSeq and is a predicted model, not a curated record. Bases 433 to 852 code for a protein of 139 amino acids. Gene Ontology annotation, biological process: proteasome-mediated ubiquitin-dependent protein catabolic process; protein polyubiquitination. Gene Ontology annotation, molecular function: protein binding; ubiquitin conjugating enzyme activity. Lineage: Eukaryota; Metazoa; Chordata; Actinopteri; Acipenseriformes; Acipenseridae. The transcript has 8 exons.